Parnassius apollo (apollo) is the source of this 1062-nucleotide messenger RNA. Lineage: Eukaryota; Metazoa; Arthropoda; Insecta; Lepidoptera; Papilionidae. The record is from the annotation of a GenBank genome assembly.
AUGACUCCAGCGGUGCUCAGCAGGCUGAGGAGGCGCUUCAAAAGAACCAAGGAUAGAAGCACAGCCAAGGAUAUUCACAGGAAAGUGGAGGAAGCGAUGCACGUGGCGGCGGCGGCGGAGGGAGUCGAGUUCUCAAAGAGCCCACCGCCCAGCAUCGAUACGAGCUUACACUGGGAGGGCUUCGUAUCCGCCAUUGACGACAUUUUCGGGCAUCAUAAGUUCAGGACACAUGCGCGUCAGCUGUGUCAGGCGCUGGACCCGCUGGGAAGCGGGCGCGUGCGCUGGGGGGAGCUGCUGAGCCGCUUGCAGCGCGCACCCCGUGCCUCACCUCUCUGCAUGCCACCCCUCUGCAGCAAGCCACAGCAGCUGCGACACUGCAAGAGAGAGUGCAUAGUGAAGCUGGUGAGCGUAGAGCGGGAGGACUCGUUCUGCUACGUGGCUGUGUCCAGAGGCGGCCGAGCGGGAGUGUACAGUGGCCACCUCAAAUUACUCAGUACUUAUCAGUGCCUGGCGUAUAGCUCGUCGGCUGUGGGCGGGUGGCUGGCGGUGGGCACGGCGCGCGGCGCGCUGUGCGAGCUGCACGUGCGCGCGCCGCUGCCCGCCGACUCGCCGCCCUACUGCACUUGGCACGGGGUGAGUUGUUUCCACUGGGUGGCGGAGUUGAAGCUGGUAGUGACGGGCAGCUGCGAUGGUGCCGUGCGACUGUGGGACGUGGCGCAGCCGGCACCUUACGCACGUCUCAGCGCACCUGCAGCGAUGCCAGUACUCGAUGUGGCAGUCGUGCCACACCUCCAGAUUGCGGUUGCUUAUCACAAUAAUUGCACCGUAAAUAUCUGGGACUUACAACAGGAGUGUUUGCUUCACUCCGUUAAGAUCAAGUUCCCUUUCCUCGGAGUGUUGGGGAAAAAGGUGGAGUUUGGGACAUACUGCAUACAUCCAGGGCCACCUCGUAAGAAUGAAGCAACAGAAGACUUGCAAGACGAAACGACUUUGUCCUCACGACCCGACUCCUCACUAUCUGGUGAGGAUGACAGAGGAGUCCAAUCAGAAAAUAACUCGUAA